AUAAUGUAUUGUAUAUAUUACAUUUUUAAUUAAUAUAUUAUAUUAAUAAUAUAUAUUAUAGUAUAUAUUAUUAACAUUUUAAUUUAACAUGAAUGUAUUAAAACACGUCUAUAUGUAUAUUAUAUUAUAAUAAAACUGUGGUAAGAAAUGAUGCAAUAAAUUAACCCAGGAAUAAAUGAGCGUUAUAACGGUCGUUUGUACAUUUAAGAUAACAAGAUAGCAACAAAAUAGCAUAAUAAUAUGGGAAAAAUAUACUUCAGUUUAUAAAAUAAAAUUAAAGCAUUAUUUUUCUCGACGACGGAGGUGAAGCCACGAAGAAGAAAAACAUGUAUUUAUUUCAAUCCAUCAGAAACGUUAGAAAGUUCCCCUUCUCCUCCUCAUCAUCCCGCAGAGUCUGACUCGCAGCCAAUGACAUCACGUCCACACACGAGCCCACCGCCUCCCGUGCGCACUGUCCUCUCGCCAAUUGGUCCAACAGUGGAAUCCUGGGAACGCGCGCACGAGCCGCUCGCGUGGAGCUCCAACUUUAUAAAUAAGAGUGGGAGAAGCUGCAGCAGAAGAGAGAGAAGAAGAGAGAGAGAGAGCAGGUACCAGUCAGCAGACCUGGGAGGAUACUUCACUGGACUCUCGGGGUGUUUGGUGCUCAGCGUCAGUCUUCUUCGUCACUGUCCUCCGUCACACACCACAGGAUGCCUGCAGGGAAUUUGGACCGAACAUCUCCGUCCGCUGUGGCUGCCGUUCCUGCCAGUAUGAGCUCCAGGCCGGAGAAGCCCCGCGGCUUGAUGGAGAACAGAAAGUCUUCCAAACCAAUCAUGGAAAAACGCAGACGUGCUCGGAUCAAUGAGAGUCUGGGUCAGCUGAAGACCCUCAUCCUGGACGCCCUCAAGAAAGACAGUUCCAGACACUCCAAACUGGAGAAGGCAGAUAUACUGGAGAUGACCGUGAAGCACCUGAGGAACCUGCAGCGCCACCAGCUGACUGCUGCUGCGACCACAGACCCAUUAGUUCUGGGUAAAUACCGAGCCGGGUUCAGCGAGUGCGUCGGCGAGGUCACGCGCUUCCUGUCCACUUGCGAGGGUGUGAACACGGUGGUGAGAACGCGCCUCCUCAGCCACCUGGCGGCGUGCGUGACCCAGAUCAACAUCUACGCUCCUCAACCGGGUCCGAUCGGAUCGAGUGCUGCGCAGAUAGCGCCCCCCUCGGCCACGCAGAUGCCCUGCAAAAGCGUUUCGGGGCUGCACCUGCCACCGGACGCCGUCAAGCUGUACAGUGGCUUUCAAGUGGUGCCGUCGCCGGACGGACAGGUGACGUUCCUGGUCCCCAGCGCUGCACUGGUGCCCGUGAACGCUCCGAGCAGCCACCACGCGUCGGCCGUUGCGGCCCCGCUGAUCUCAGACUCCGUGUGGAGACCCUGGUAGAAGAAAACCUUCUCUGAACAUACUGUACAAAGGACCCCUCAAAAUAAAACACUAUUUUUUUGUACAUUUUGUAAAUGUUUCUAUAAAAACCGAGUUUUCACACAUUUGCCUUUGAACGAACGCGUAAAGAUUUUCUUCGCCUUGUAUUUUUCUUUGAUUUAGACGUGACGUAUGACAUGGUACAAGUCGUUAGGCUCAGGAAAUGGAACGGAAUGGAAACUUUGUCCUCAAAAAGCUCUUGAAUAGCACUGUAUUUUUUACACGUUAAUAAAAUGUUUCUAUAAUAUUUGCUGCAUUUUUUUCUUGGAGUCAUUUCACUGUUUUGCAUAAAGUGGUAAAUUAUGUAUGAGUCAUAAUUUUGGCUGAAUGUUUAAUUUUUUUUUAACCUGCUGUUUGACUGUGUGUCACAAAAUACCCUACAGGGCCGCGACCCAGUCUUUGGGAAACGAUGUCCUAACUGGUCUUUUCAAACUUGAUAAUCCCUCUGCGGCGACAUGAAACUGUAAAUAAACAGCGGCCAGUGUAGUUAAGGAACCCGAGACGGUGCGUGGAGCCCGGAGGGCGUGCUGCCAACCAGUUGAAUUGGCAGGAUGUGCUGUUGACACGUGCUGGCCUGUUUGUUCGCCUGCCAAAAAAGAAAUGUGAAAUGGACAACACUGGUGGUGGAGCUUCUGUCGGGGUCAAACGGAGCUCAGGCUGAUGGGAUACCGCUACCCCGGGAUUAAGUGCUGGGAACGUGUCAUCCUGCUGUCAUUCUGUACUACAGGAGGAAUACAUUAGAGCCAUGCAAUGUAGGGCUAAUCUGAAGGGGUGCUUGAGGUGGUGGUGCGUUAUCCUAGGGACCGUCAUAAAAUUGGUGUAGAGGAAAACUGGACGGUUAAUUCAAAAUUUGUAAUUAUUUUUUUGGAAAAAAAAUUCUAUAUUAAAUUAUAUUUAGUAUUUAGGUAUUUCUAAAUAACUGAUGUUACUCAACUUGACUCUACUCUGAGCAUUUUCUGUCUGACCCUGAAGUAAUCUGGUAAAAAUCAAUGUAAAA
Cynoglossus semilaevis (tongue sole) is the source of this 2454-nucleotide messenger RNA. Its product is annotated as transcription factor HES-1-like. Gene Ontology annotation, biological process: regulation of DNA-templated transcription. The record is from RefSeq and is a predicted model, not a curated record. Bases 690 to 1418 code for a protein of 242 amino acids. Gene Ontology annotation, molecular function: DNA binding; protein dimerization activity. Lineage: Eukaryota; Metazoa; Chordata; Actinopteri; Pleuronectiformes; Cynoglossidae. The transcript has 4 exons.